GGUUUGACAGUCUCUCCCAGUUGGCACCCGCGACCCAUGAUGCUUUGGGGCAGCCAGAGAGGGUGGGAGGUGGUGGGGGUGGGGGGGCGCAGAGCGAGAGGAGGCGACUGGCUGAGUUGGCUGAAGAACGGCAGACGGACAGAAAAAGAAGGACGCGGCGGUUCAGAAAUAAAGCGGCGAUGAAAAGGGCGGACAUGAAAAGAAACAUGAAAGAAGGAACUUGCCAUUAAAACACUCGGCCACCUCGUUGCUUUCUUCUCUUCUCUUCAAUUUCAUCUCAAAUCAAGUCCAGUUGGACCACCACCCCGAGGGGCCGCUCAGCUUCUCUCCUCGCCUUCCUGUAAGUAUUUUCCUCCUUCAUUGGCAGCCCGCUCUUUGCUCCUCUUCGACUGUCCUAGCGCCACGCUCACGUCUUUGUUGUUUGAGAGAAGAAUAAUGCGCUAGUGGCCAGUAAAUGUUUUGAGGGGGGGGGGGGGGUUAACUUUGCUGCUAAGACUAGUCUUGAAAAUUAAAAAAAAAAAACAUUUGGAAUAUUUACUGAAUUUGAACAAAAUCAUCUGCCAAGCUAAUUUGACCGAGUUAGCUUAGCUAGCUAGCCUAAAAAAAAAGCAAAAAACAACAAAAAAAAAGGGAAUUUAAGCUAAAUUAUCCACCACUAAAAUUGUUCUAUGUUAGCAUAGCUAGGUAGCCUCGAAAAAAAAGUGUCAUGUUUGACAGAAUUUAAUCAAAAUUAUCCACAAAUAAAAUUUUGAUUAAGCAUGGCUAGCUUAAAAAAAAGAAGAAAAACACAACGCUCUGAUAUCAGAGAAGAGGCAGCAAGCGGUUUGAUGCCCCAACCAAAGGUCAAAGUACACAUAAAACAAAGUGAAUGACAUGUCGUGUAUUUCAAACAACAACUUUACAACUUUUUGGUUUGCUCCUGAAUGCUAAUCGGAAACACCUUUGACAUGCUAACCGACAGCAUCUGUGGACUGGUGUUUUCACGCUACAAGCAUCGCAUUUCGGAACGAAAAACAUCAACAAAAUCCUCACAGACUUCUCCAUCUCCAUAAAAAAGAACUAACGUCGCUGCAAAUUGUGAAACUCGUCUUUUGAUUGUAACGGCCUGACUAGAAUUUGACGCAUUGUGAUCAUGGCGGGCCGUCCACAGGGGAUGUAGACUGUGCCUCGAUUAAUCUCACUUAGUGUCCGUCAGUGGAUUUGCGAGCAUUUGGCUCUCUCACGUUGUCGCCUUCCCCGCAGUGACACCCGGAAAAAGGCAAAGAAGAGGUUGCAUUCGUCCUGGCGGACGCACACCGCGUUGAGCCUCUUGUGUCUCUGUGCCUCGUCGCCCUUCGGAGCCGCCAUGACGCUGCUUGCUUCCGAGAGGUCGCUCCUCAUCCGGAACAAGUUCCGCUCAGUGCUGCAGUUGAGGAUUCAGAACCGAAGGCAGAGUGAGAUCAAUGCAGACUUGGGCUUGAAGUCGACAAGUUCCACUAAAAACAAAGAAAAAGACAAAAGUGAAGCUCCGCGUCCAACUGACGGUGGUGCAGGAAGACAUGCAAAGACGCCCCCUGGUGGAGUCGCUCCUGCAAGCGUGCAAGGUGAUACCGGGACAAAUGCACACAAAAUAAACUGCCGGAGCUGCUCCGCGCGUCUCUGUUUUCUGGCUGUCCUUUUCCACCUUAUAUUCCAGUCGUAUUAUAAACGCGCACAUUUCCACGUUUUUUUUGGGCAUUUAACUUGUCUGGGACAAGCUCUUGUCAAAAUACACAGAGGAUCAUUAACUCAUUUCACUCCCAAAGACGCCUCGGCCUUCCAUUUGCCGCUGGGGCUCUCCGAUGACCGAUUGCUGAGCGACUCGUCAUCGGCGGGCCCGCCCCUCAACCGCGGUCCGCUUCUAAUUCAGUCCGCUUCGGCGUCGCUCCCGGCAACCGAGGGCAGCCGAGCGCCGGGCACGUGCCAAAGCAACUCCACUGCGGGCGCGGCUCGACCAAACGGGAUCUUUCUGAUUUCCCCGCCCCCGCCCCUGCUGCCAAAGACAGCCGGGCCUCCAAGUCCUGCCGGUUCCUCUUCACCGACGGCCGCCUUCAACCUCGGCCACCUCGCUCCCUCACGGAAACCGCGGGACACCAAACCCAAGAUGAAGAAACUCAAGUAUCACCAGUACAUUCCUCCCGACCAGAGAGGGGCGGCGUCUGGGCCCGGAGAGGGAGGAGCCAAACAGAAAAGCCCUCCUACCCAGCCAUUAGGCGCCGCCAAUUCUCAUCUGCUCAAGCAGCAACAAGUCUUUCUCCAGCUGCAAAUCCUUCAGCAGCAGCAGCAGGAGCAGGAGCAGGAACAAGUCGGCGUGCUGUGCAGUGAACCCGCCGCCGCCGCCAAGCGCACGCCAAAGGACACAAACAAUGCGCCCAAACCGGAGCUCCUUCCAGCAAAUCUCGUUGAUCUCAAAGUGUCCGAGUUGAGGCAGCAGCUGCGCAAGCGAGGCCUCCCCGUCUCCGGCACCAAGCCGGCCCUGUUGCAGCGCCUUCGCCCCUUCCAGCUCCCGCCCUCGCGCGCCACUCCUGCGUCCCUCCGUCCGCCCCCCACGGACCCCCCUGGCCCGCUUCCCGGCUUGAGCCGCAGCUCGACGGACUCGCCUGGAAGCGGCCCCGACCGACGGACGUACGCGUCGGAUCGCCGAGUCCUGAACGGCGUUCCGAACGUAGCCGACGGCCUCUCCGUCAGUCUGUCCGGCGAACGUUGCGGUCCUCUGGACGCGGUCUUCCUCGCUCCCGCCUGCACCGCCUCCGGAACCCCGAGUCCCAGUUUACCCACGUCGUCCUCGUCGCCCCUGCGGCGCGGCGCCGCCUGGAGGACCGAGCCGGCCGCCGACUCGGACGGGAAAGAGCGGAUCAAUUGCGGGGCGAGAGAAGCCCCGCCCAACACUGUCCAACAAUCUUGCGCCAGAUCCCUUCAUCCGUUCCUGCAACAGGAACCAGGGUGCAGGAGGGGGGACCUGGAAAGGGAUCCUGGAACCGAGGUGUUGUUUGCUCAGGUCCUCUGCUCCAGGCCUUGGCCCGCCGAUACCAUCGGCCGAGACUUUGAGCUGCCGCUGCGGAUCACGGCGAGCCCGGUCCAAAACUCGCCUGGCGUUCAUAGCUUGGAGGAGGAGCUCCAGGAGGCCAUCCUGAAAGCGCAAAUUGAGGGAGGAGCCAAACAGAAAAGCCCUCCUACCCAGCCAUUAGGCGCCGCCAAUUCUCAUCUGCUCCAGCAGCAACAAGUCUUUCUCCAGCUGCAAAUCCCGCAGCAGCAGCAGCAGGAGCAGCAACAGGAACAAGUCGGCGUGCUGCGCAGACCAGCCGCCGCCGCCGCCAAGCGCACGCCAAAGGACACAAACAAUGCGCCCAAACCGGAGCUCCUCCCAGCAAAUCUCGUUGAUCUCAAAGUGUCCGAGUUGAGGCAGCAGCUGCGCAAGCGAGGCCUCCCCGUCUCCGGCACCAAGCCGGCCCUGUUGCAGCGCCUUCGCCCCUUCCAGCUCCCGCCCUCGCGCGCCACUUCUGCGCCCCUCUGUCCGCCCCCCACGGCCCCCCCUGGCCCGCUUCCCGGCUUGAGCCGCAGCUCGGCGGACUCGCCCGGAAGCGGCCCCGACCGACGGACGUACGCGUCGGAUCGCCGAGUCCCAAACGGCGUUCCGAACGUAGCCGACGGCCUCUCCGUCAGUCUGUCCGGCGAACGUUGCGGUCCUCUGGACGCGGUCUUCCUCGCUCCUGCCUGCACCGCCUCCGGAACCCCGAGUCCCAGUUUACCCACGUCGUCCUCGUCGCCCCCGCGGCGCGGCGCCGCCUGGAGGACCGAGCCGGCCGCCGACUCGGACGGGAAAGAGCGGAUCAAUUGCGGGGCGAGGGAAGCCCCGCCCAACACUGUCCAACAAUCUUGCGCCAGAUCCCUUCAUCCGUUCCUGCAACAGGAACCAGGGUGCAGGAGGGGGGACCUGGAAAGGGAUCCUGGAACCGAGGUGUUGUUUGCUCAGGUCCUCUGCUCCAGGCCUUGGCCCGCCGAUACGAUCGGCCGAGACUUUGAGCUGCCGCUGCGGAUCACGGCGAGCCCGGUCCAAAACUCGCCUGGCGUUCGUAGCUUGGAGGAGGAGCUCCAGGAGGCCAUCCUGAAAGCGCAGAUGGACCCUCGACAAUCCAUCGAUGACAUUCUGGAUGAGCGCAGCGCUUCCGUCGACUCUGUCCACAAAUCUCCUCCGCCGUCAUCUCCUCCUCCCCAAGCGGAUCCGUCGCAGAAAUGCCAGCGGCACUCCGAGGACAGCGGCUUCCUGCCUCUCUGCUCCUCGCUUCUCCUGGAGCUGCCCCCGUCUCCCGCCGCGAGUCACGCCAUCCCGGCGCCGCCGGCGCCCCUUUGCGCCUCGCCUCCGCCGCACUUUUCCGGCAAGUCGCGGAAGCGUCGGGCGCAGGCCGCCUUCGAGGCCGCCGACAUCCUGGAGACGCUGACGUCCGGCUUGCGACUGCUCACGCCGCCGCCGCCGCCUCCCUUCGCGGAGGCCGACUUCAGUCUGGAUUCGGAUCUCAACAUCAAUCGAGUGUUGGAUCUGAUGAUCGAGCAGUGGUGAGGAAGCGUCCGGACUGCUCUGCCGCUGGCUACGCGCAGUCCGUCCGUCCUUUCUUUCGUAGUUUCUCCCUUCUUUCAUCUUUGCUGACUUCGUUCUUUUCCCGUCGUCCCGCCUCGGACCCGAGACGUUUUUCCUCCGUUGAUCCCCGCGAUUUGUACCGAUGGUGCCUCGCUCCCGAUCUUCCUUUUGUCUUUCCAGCACCUGCAAAAUCCCUCCGCAGUACGCAUCAUUCCUUCCUUGGUUCCUACUUUCUUUUCCUUCUUCGUUCCGUCGACUGCGCUUUCUCCCUUCCAAUUUCCGGACGGAAAGAAAAUCCAUCCAUCCAUCCGGCCGGCCAGCACUGCUGUCAGAAUGAUUGACUCCACGCAAGGUCGGGGGUUUGAUUUGUUGCAGUGUUGAGUUCAUAAAAGCUAGGACGGGAGAAACGGACACAAAGCUCCGCACGGGGUGGCCCGCAAAAUGUUCUCGUUCUUUGACUGACCAUUACGCAAGUAUUUCCGUUUUGAUUCGGGUAUUUAUUGACUUUGAU
This is a messenger RNA of Hippocampus zosterae (dwarf seahorse), 5105 nucleotides long. Its product is annotated as myocardin-related transcription factor A. NCBI's taxonomy places the organism in Eukaryota, Metazoa, Chordata, Actinopteri, Syngnathiformes, Syngnathidae. Gene Ontology annotation, biological process: smooth muscle cell differentiation. The record is from RefSeq and is a predicted model, not a curated record.